AUGGAGGGAUCCAAGAUGGUAAAUGGCGAGGAAUUAAAACCUGCUAAAGUUGAAGAAUUAAAGCCAAGGAAGGAUACUAUUGACGGUGAGGUGUUAAAGCCAGCAAAUUAUGCAGAAUUGAAGCCUAGGAAGGAUGCUUACAGCGAGGGUGCAGGGUUGAAGCCUAGGAAGGACGUCGUUUAUGAGGAGGAAAUAAAGCCAGAAAAAGAUGUAGAGUUUAAGCCUCUGAAGGAUGUUGUUGACAAUGAGGAAUUAAAGUCAGUAAGGGAUGCUGAGUUGAAGCCAAGGAAGGAUCUUCCUUCUAAAGCAAAAAAGACUGUCGAGGAGCUGAAGUUAGUUACAGACAUCGAGGACAUGAAGUCAAAACUAAAUGAACUUGAAUCAAAGCUAAAUGAGGCCGAGGUGACUAUUUCAAAGCUCACAGAGGAGAGGAGAUUAAGCUUUCAAGAGAGAAAAAUGUUGCAGGCAGAAUUAGAAGUAUUAAGGAGUAAAACUGUUGUGAAGAAAGUUCAGGUGGGAUUUCCUCUUCUGUUUGUUUGCAUGGUGGCAUUCAUCAGUUUCGUGCUUGGAUACCGGCUAAUCCAUUGAAAGAGAAAUGCACAC
Messenger RNA from Pistacia vera, 603 nucleotides. RefSeq names its product vesicle-associated protein 2-2-like. The coding region runs from base 1 to 588 and encodes 195 amino acids. Gene Ontology annotation, biological process: endoplasmic reticulum membrane organization. Lineage: Eukaryota; Viridiplantae; Streptophyta; Magnoliopsida; Sapindales; Anacardiaceae. The record is from RefSeq and is a predicted model, not a curated record. The transcript has 4 exons. Gene Ontology annotation, cellular component: endoplasmic reticulum membrane; plasma membrane.